Messenger RNA from Contarinia nasturtii (swede midge), 814 nucleotides. Its product is annotated as mitochondrial import receptor subunit TOM20 homolog. The coding region runs from base 237 to 722 and encodes 161 amino acids. The record is from RefSeq and is a predicted model, not a curated record. Gene Ontology annotation, molecular function: transmembrane protein transporter activity. Gene Ontology annotation, cellular component: mitochondrial outer membrane translocase complex; mitochondrial outer membrane. Lineage: Eukaryota; Metazoa; Arthropoda; Insecta; Diptera; Cecidomyiidae. The transcript is spliced from 4 exons. Gene Ontology annotation, biological process: tRNA import into mitochondrion; protein import into mitochondrial matrix; protein targeting.
UUCCGUUGUUGUUUGUUUCUAUCGCAAACACAUUAUUUGCAACGGGAAUACGAUCGUUUAUUUUAGUUUGUCAUUACUGUUUUAGUAUAUUUUUUUUUGAUAAUUUUACCCGCGAUUUGUGUCUCAUCAUAUUUUUUUACGUUAAUUGCACACACAUAUACGGAGUUUUGAGCACGGGUUGUGAGGCAAAGAGGAGACCAAAUCAAAUCGAUCAAACGAGAAAAAAAAGAAACAACAUGAAUUUGGAUAUAUCACGAGUUACAUUGGGUAUAGCGGCUGGCAUUGCUGGCACCAUAUUUAUAAGCUAUUGCAUUUACUUUGACAAAAAACGACGUGGUGAUCCAGGAUUCAAAAAGAGGCUAUACGAACGAAGACAAAAGGCAAAAGAGUGCCCGACUGGAAAGUCAGGGUCACGCACCGAAUUGCCUAAUUUGAAUGAUCAUGAAGCUGUUCAAAGAUUCUUCUUGCAAGAAAUCCAAGCCGGUGAGGCACUCAUUUCAAGUGGUGACUUUGAACAAGGUGUAACUCAUUUAGCAAAUGCAGUUGUUGUUUGCGGUCAACCCACGCAACUUUUGCAAGUACUUCAACAAACGUUGCCAUCGCAAGUUUUCACUUUGCUCAUUUCACGAAUGAGAGAAUAUGGUAAUAAUAAACAACCAGCACCCGUAGAAGUACAUAAUGAACAACGACACACAUUCGAUUUGGACGACGAUUUGGAAUAGUGUGGCCACACGAACAUUGUGCAAAAUAUCAACACACCCAGUAGUUACUAAAUUACUCUGUCAAGAUUUAUAACAAAAAAAAAAAAAAAAAA